Messenger RNA from Pyrenophora tritici-repentis Pt-1C-BFP, 885 nucleotides. The record is from RefSeq and is a predicted model, not a curated record. Lineage: Eukaryota; Fungi; Ascomycota; Dothideomycetes; Pleosporales; Pleosporaceae.
AUGUCAGUGUCCAACUUUUGCGGGCGGUGCGGGCGCAAGUCAAGCGCCGCCCUUGGCUCGUUCUUUGUCUGCCCAGCUGAGGGACGCCCCGACAGUCAAGACGCGCUUCCCCCCGGCUGCCUUGGCAAUAUAUGUCGCAUAUUCUCAGCAACGUCGCAGACUCUGGCGGACGUCUCACGACAACAGACGGCUUUUACUAGCUCUUUUGCCGUGGCAGAUCGCUUGCCUUUUAGCGUUAUACCUAUCUUUGUACGUUACGACAACAGCGGAGUCUUCGCAUUAAAGAGGACGUCGAAAACAUUAUUACGUCGUCGUCGUCGUCAACAUCUCAUGGCAGUACCACAGAGGUUGCCAUGUCGAAUCGCUUUGAUGCGGUCACCCUCAGGCUACACCAAGGAAGCUUCCCACGCGACAGGCGGUCGCUUCGGGACAAAAGCCGGCAGGCCGCUACUCAAAUAUCUCGAUGAGAACGAGACGAGAACCGUGAGAGAUAAUCCGGUGCCAAUAACCCAACGGACUACAGGGUACGCUACGAUAGCGUCGGCGCGGCGGUUGAACGGCCGCUCUCGUCAGUUGGAACUGCCCGUUGAAGUCAAUACUGCACAGGGACAAGCUGGUCGUUGGCGCUUAGCUGUCUCCCAAAUGAACGUCGGAGUGCAGGGAUGUGUGCGGAUGCCUCAAAAGAAACCCAAGUGCUUCGUGGGGACGAUCAAAUGGCGACGUCCGUCCGUCCGUCUCGGCUAUGUUCAUCUGCCUGAGCGAGGCGAGCAUUUCUACGAUGGUAAUCGAGGAGCCGCCCAACGGAUCUCCAUGGGCGGGUACCAGAAGAGCAAAAAGAGCGCUGAUCACCUCAUCUCCCAUCCCCUGGACAAGUUGCCAUCAUAA